This is a messenger RNA of Merops nubicus (carmine bee-eater), 1433 nucleotides long. It is a transcript of the gene CARD8, whose product is annotated as caspase recruitment domain family, member 8. Gene Ontology annotation, molecular function: protein binding. Gene Ontology annotation, biological process: signal transduction; mRNA export from nucleus; regulation of DNA-templated transcription elongation. The annotation marks the transcript as partial. The transcript has 13 exons. The record is from RefSeq and is a predicted model, not a curated record. Lineage: Eukaryota; Metazoa; Chordata; Aves; Coraciiformes; Meropidae. Gene Ontology annotation, cellular component: THO complex part of transcription export complex.
AGGUGGUGAAUGGUGGCACAGAUGAAGAGGGCUCAGCCAAGGAGCACCCAGCAGGGGAGGACAGUUCUGAAACCAGCUCCAGCAGUAGCUCAGAAGAGGAAUCAGCUGAAGAGCAGGAGGAGAAGGAAUCAGUGCCAUGCUACAAUGAAUCAGGAGUGAACUGUCUGCCAUCCUGUGAGCACUGCAGGAAUGAAAACGACCAGAAGGAGCAAGUGACCCCUAGGAGACUUGCUGGAGGACAACAUGUGUUGCAGCUGGAUGGAGAGGGGACGUACCAGUGCAGCCUCACAGGCUUGAUUUUUGAGGUAACAGGAGCCGUCAAAAUCACGUAUUCCCUCUUGUCCUGGAGCAAAUACGCCAGCCUGGUGGAGAAGCCCUGGAUCGUGGGCGGCCCCCUCUUCGACGUGCACUGCAGCUCGCCCUCGGCUCUCACCUCCCUCCAGCUCCCCCACUCGCUCUGCCUGGGCGAUCAUGCCGCUGGCAUGGCCUUCAAGGUUCUGCACGUCAAAGGGGAGGGCGCAGCCCUCGAGCCCUCCGCCGACUACUCGGCGUCGCACGUGAGGUGGUUGGUGAGCUCCCUGUCCCCCGUGGGGCCGCUCAUCCAGAGCCCCGAGCCUGUGCAGUACCACGGCGCCGUCAUCCUCUACAAAGUCGUCGACCAACAUCCCUCCUUGUCCUUUCGGGUCUACGUGGCGACAAACAAUGACUCCUUUAUAAAGGAUAUCUCAAGAGCUGUAAAACAUUCAAAUAAGAAAUUUGUUAAAAUUGACAAGCCCCCUGUAUGCCAAAAAUUGCUUCAGAAAGGGAAGAGGUAUAGAUUGGUUUGUGAGCCAGAAGCUGAAAUUACUCCAGAGGAAAUUGAAUUUGUUGAUGGAUCUCUCUUGAAACUAAAAAGUUACAUUGAAGUCUAUUUGGAGAAACCUGAUGACUUCACCUUGUCUUUGGUUGAGCUGGAGUCUGAUGCAACCGUGUGGAAAGCAAAGCUAAGAGAGAGUGACUGGAUACAUUAUGAACAGAACAGAAGCAAGCAGACGAGGUGCACAGGCAGCACCAAAAAAAGGAAACCAGACUUCAACAUUCUGGAAGAAGAUGAGCCCCAUAACAAAAAGGAAAAGCCCAGCAAUAUUGCAGAUGGAAACGAGACAAAACACUUAACGGACCAACAGCUGAUUGUGAUCGCAAGGUUGUUUGGUAAGAGGUGGAGAGAAAUCGCCAUUGAGUGUCUUCAGAUGGAGAUGAAAGACAUUGAGCAGAUUCAGGCCGUGGAGGAUGAGGUUAACAUGCAAAAAUUUCUGGUGUUAGCCAAGUGGAGAGACAGAGAACAAGGCAAUGGGACUGCAGAAGCUUUGCACAGAUGUCUCCGUGAAAAAGCGUCCUACGAGAUCCUGCAGGUCCUACAAGGCUUCUCCUCAGAGAGUUUACCAGAUACCUAG